AUGGGGGAGUGGGAGUUUGUUCAGAGGGACUGGGCAGUGCCUGUGGCUCAGUCACACUUGGCAUUGCCUUCAUGAAGGUCAAAUCUUCUGGCUCCUGCCGGGAGGCCAGGACAGAUGACUGGUGCUGGAGGACUGGCUUUUGGAGACGUACUAGGGCUUGUCUGGCCUCUGCCUCCCUUUCUUCCCACGUUUAGAGGUUCUUUAAGGUUGGAUCUAAUACCCGUCUGCCUUCCGGGGGCUGUGGAGCACAGAACAGGGGCUCAAGAAAUCUUUGUGAGUUCUUCCUGGAACUCAACCAGAGGCUUUUGUACUCCAUCCCUUGGGCACACCCAGUAGGAACCAAUUUCCUUUGCAAACUUUGAGUGGCCUUUCUGCAUUGUGGGGGCUCCUGAGGAUUCCCUCAGUAGCUCAGAACUAGGGUUGGUGGCUGGGCUUAGGUUGCUGCCUGGCUUGGCCUGGACCUCCCUUAUAGUAGUUGGAGGGGAGGAAUUAGCCUGAUUCCUGACUCCUCCAGAGAGGGGAGAUGAUUCUAGGUUUUCACAUGUGGACACUGAGGCACAGGUUAAUGCUCAGAGACCUCAUAGGGAGUCAGGUGGGAUAGAUGUGGGGCCCUAGAGCUCCCGCACACCAUCUCUCCAUCCCAUGACUCAUUUCAUUCAGUCACUCAUUCAGUCAUUCGACCAUCCUUUUGUAGGUGCCGGCCCUGGGCCAGGCAUGGUGCUAGGCAAAACCAGCCCUUGGCCUCCUCUGAGCUGCAGUCUGGGAGGAGAGACAGACAGGAAAGCACUGACACAGUGGCCAGCAUAAUAAUAGAAAUGCUGCAGAGGCAGCCCAAAGGAAGGUGGUGUUAGCACCGAGUGGGUAUGUAGUGGGGGGUCAGUGCGUGUUUCCUAGAAGAGGAAGGACUAGAAGAAUCAGCGACAGGGAGUCCAGAGGCCCGAGUUCUGGUCCUGGCUCUGUCUCGGGCACGUGACUGGGCUGCCCAGCCUCAGGAGGCAGCUUCAAUGGAGCGAAAGGAAUGCCAGGACCCUGCCCAGACAGACAUGGGCCAGCCUCAGCACCAAGAGCCAGCACACAGAUAGCAGAGCCAUCGCGGGAUUGAACCAUGAUUCCGGUGACAGAGCUCCGCUACUUUGCGGACACGCAGCCCGCCUACCGGAUCCUGAAGCCGUGGUGGGAUGUGUUCACUGACUACAUCUCCAUCGUCAUGCUGAUGAUUGCAGUCUUUGGAGGCACGCUGCAGGUCACCCAGGACAAGAUGAUCUGCCUGCCUUGUAAGUGGGUCACCAAGGACUCCUGUAACGACUCGUUCCGGGGCUGGGCUGCUUCUGGCCCAGAGCCCACGUACCCAAACUCCACGAUCCUGCCACCCCCUGAGGCAGGCCCCACGGGCAUCAAGUACGACCUGGACCGGCACCAGUACAAUUAUGUGGAUGCCGUGUGCUAUGAGAACCGCCUGCACUGGUUUGCCAAGUACUUCCCCUACCUGGUGCUUCUGCACACGCUCAUCUUCCUGGCCUGCAGCAACUUCUGGUUUAAGUUCCCACGCACCAGCUCGAAGCUGGAGCACUUUGUGUCUAUCCUGCUCAAGUGCUUUGACUCCCCUUGGACCACGCGGGCCCUGUCAGAGACAGUGGUAGAGGAGAGUGACCCCAAGCCGGCCUUCAGCAAGAUGAAUGGCUCCAUGGACAAGAAGUCAUCGACGGUCAGCGAGGACGUGGAGGCCACUGUGCCCAUGCUGCAGCGGACCAAGUCCCGUAUCGAGCAGGGCAUCGUGGACCGCUCGGAGACAGGUGUGCUGGAUAAGAAGGAGGGGGAGCAGGCCAAGGCACUGUUUGAGAAGGUGAAGAAGUUUCGGACCCACGUGGAGGAGGGGGACAUCGUGUACCGUCUCUACAUGCGGCAGACCAUCAUCAAGGUGAUCAAGUUCAUCCUCAUCAUCUGCUACACCGUCUACUACGUGCACAACAUCAAGUUCGACGUGGACUGCACCGUGGACAUAGAGAGCCUGACAGGCUACCGCACCUACCGGUGCGCCCACCCACUGGCCACUCUCUUCAAGAUCCUGGCGUCCUUCUACAUCAGCCUGGUCAUCUUCUACGGCCUCAUCUGCAUGUACACGCUGUGGUGGAUGCUGCGGCGCUCGCUCAAGAAGUACUCGUUCGAGUCGAUCCGGGAGGAGAGCAGCUACAGUGACAUCCCUGACGUCAAGAACGACUUCGCCUUCAUGCUGCAUCUCAUCGACCAGUACGACCCACUCUACUCAAAGCGCUUUGCCGUCUUCCUGUCAGAGGUGAGUGAGAACAAGCUGCGGCAGCUGAACCUGAACAACGAGUGGACACUGGACAAGCUGCGGCAGCGGCUCACCAAGAACGCACAGGACAAGCUGGAGCUGCACCUGUUCAUGCUCAGCGGCAUCCCCGACACUGUGUUUGACCUGGUGGAGCUGGAGGUUCUGAAGCUGGAGCUGAUCCCCGACGUGACCAUCCCACCCAGCAUCGCCCAGCUCACGGGCCUCAAGGAGCUGUGGCUGUACCACACGGCGGCCAAGAUCGAGGCGCCCGCCCUGGCCUUCCUGCGCGAGAACCUGCGCGCACUGCACAUCAAGUUCACGGACAUCAAGGAGAUCCCGCUGUGGAUCUACAGCCUGAAGACCUUGGAGGAACUGCACCUGACAGGCAACCUGAGCGCGGAGAACAACCGCUACAUUGUGAUUGACGGGCUGCGCGAGCUCAAGCGCCUCAAGGUGCUGCGGCUCAAGAGCAACCUGAGCAAGCUGCCGCAGGUGGUCACCGACGUGGGCGUGCACCUGCAGAAGCUGUCCAUCAACAACGAGGGCACCAAGCUCAUCGUCCUCAACAGCCUCAAGAAGAUGGUGAAUCUGACCGAGCUGGAGCUGAUCCGCUGUGACCUGGAGCGCAUCCCCCACUCCAUCUUCAGCCUCCACAACCUGCAGGAGAUCGACCUCAAGGACAACAACCUCAAGACCAUCGAGGAGAUCAUCAGCUUCCAGCACCUGCACCGUCUAACCUGCCUUAAGCUGUGGUACAACCACAUCGCCUACAUCCCCAUCCAGAUCGGCAACCUCACCAACCUUGAGCGCCUCUAUCUGAACCGCAACAAGAUUGAGAAGAUCCCCACCCAGCUCUUCUACUGCCGCAAGCUGCGCUACCUGGACCUCAGCCACAACAACCUCACCCUCCUCCCCGCCGACAUUGGCCUCCUGCAGAACCUCCAGAAUCUGGCUGUCACGGCCAACCGGGUAAGGUGCCUGGCAGAGGCCCAGUGCCUCUGGGAAGACUGCUUCCCCUGCGUUUGGAGUCCUCACCUGCAGUCCCCAGAGCCUCCCAGGAGGAGCUUUAAACACACAGACUCCUGGGCCCCACUCCAGACCUGCUGUGUAGGGAUCUCUGGGGCUGGGAGCCUGUCCUUGCCAGUGAAUGCUGCAGAGGUCUCCUGCUAGGAGGGUUGGUGUGGG
This is a messenger RNA of Manis javanica (Malayan pangolin), 3478 nucleotides long. The record is from RefSeq and is a predicted model, not a curated record. Lineage: Eukaryota; Metazoa; Chordata; Mammalia; Pholidota; Manidae.